Messenger RNA from Maudiozyma saulgeensis, 756 nucleotides. NCBI's taxonomy places the organism in Eukaryota, Fungi, Ascomycota, Saccharomycetes, Saccharomycetales, Saccharomycetaceae. The record is from the annotation of a GenBank genome assembly.
AUGACGGAAGAUGAUACAUUCUUUAGACGAGCAGCUGAAGCUAUUGUUGCAACAAGUCUCAAUUCUGCAAAUGUUGAUCCUACAAUACGAGAAUUGUUAAAACGAAUAACAGUAAAUACUGACGUUGAUAUUUUUAAUCUUAAGAGUGAAAAUGACGAUAAGAUUCAUGAAGAAGUUACCACUGAAGUUUCAUAUAUUACUGAGAAUUCACAACGAUUAGAAUCCUUAAUUACUUCAGGUUCAACUAAUAAAGCACAGGCAAUGGAUAAUGCCUCCGUACUGUUGGAUUUUUAUACAGGUUCAAAAUUAAGUACAACAAAUGAUAAUGAUAAUAUCCAUUUUAAGAAAAUUCCAGAUGAUAAAUUACAACAACCUAGAAAAUUUAAUGAAUUAGUUCAUACUCAAAUAUUCAGUGAUACUAAUAAUGAGGUGUCAAGUAAUGGUUCCCCUGAUAUGGAUUCAAUACCGUGGAAAAAAGUUAAAUCUUUAAAAGGUCAACAUAAUAGGAAAGAAUAUCCUUGCAAUAAAUGUCAUUUGAUCUUUGGUAGACUCUCGGACUUGAGAAGACAUGAAAAGGCACAUCUACCAAUUUUACCAAAUAUUUGUUCUCAAUGUGGGAAAGGUUUUGCUAGGAAGGAUGCGCUUAGACGACAUUUUGAUACUUUGACUUGUAAAAGAAAUAGAAGUAGAUUAUUAAGUAUAGGCGACGGAGAUAUUAGUCGAAUUAUACAAAGCACAAAGAGAAACGAUAAAUAG